Molecule: messenger RNA, 2317 nt
Organism: Alligator mississippiensis (American alligator)
Lineage: Eukaryota; Metazoa; Chordata; Crocodylia; Alligatoridae
Gene: B3GNT4
Product: UDP-GlcNAc:betaGal beta-1,3-N-acetylglucosaminyltransferase 4
Exons: 1
Coding region: 581-1684 (367 amino acids)
Cellular component (GO): membrane
Molecular function (GO): hexosyltransferase activity
Source: RefSeq, a predicted model, not a curated record
GUUGUUGGGUUUGGUUUCGGUGCUGGGCCCCUGUCUGUCCGCCCGGGUCGCCCAUGCAGGUGUCCGGCCCUGCUCGGAGGCCUGGUACCACCGGUAGGUACCUGGAUUCCCGUUCCAGCCCCUUCCAGCCCGGCCUCGACUCUCUCCGCUCUUGGGGCCGAGAGGCUGGUGACCUACCUACGGUGCCAGCUUCCACCGCUUGUUUGUUAGGUUUAAAAUAAGGUGGUUUCUCAUGCGCUUCCCGCAUUGCUUAAGCGGGGUUUCCCAGAAGCAGCUGGAAAGGAACCAACCAGCCUCUGGUUUCUCUUUCCGAGCCCCUCCAACCCUCUCUCUUCAUGAGGAUUUAAACACGUCCUUGAUGGCGGUGGGGUUGCAGGUGUGUCGAGACCAGUGCCUCAUUUCUCCCGUGUCUCUGAGGCAGGAACCGCUGCUGUAUUUGCAGGCUGCCUAGCACGGCAGGGUUGUGGUUUCUAGGUGCUACAGCACAAGAUCGUGAGUAACACUGAGAUGGCAUUUUGGCUCCUUUAAUCAAUGUAUUUCUUUACCUGUGCAGGGACUGGAUCCUGUCCCGGUGCUUAAGAUGCCUCCCAGGAUCUGGAGGCUUGCACUGUAUGCUUUCUCAAUCGCCGUGCUUGCAUGCCUUGUGUACCUAAAGAAGGAGACCAAGACCCUGGUGUCUCCAGCCGGCCAAAUGCCAGACGCCCCAAACUCCAGGCGCACGUUUUGGGCCCCAGGGCAGACUGGACCCAGCCAGUGCUUGCCAAACCUGACCAUUGCCAACUCCUCUCUGGCUCUCCCAGAGCUUCACCGCCUCUUCUUAAUGUACAGGCACUGCAGGAACUUCACGACGCUGCUGAGGCCCACGAGGUGCAGCCAAGAGACCUUCUUGUUGCUGGCGAUCAAAUCUCCCCCCAUCAACGUGGACCGCCGGAUUGCCAUCCGGAACACGUGGGGGAAGGAAGCGACCAUUGGCGGCAAGCUGGUCAGGCUGGUGUUCCUGCUCGGGCGGGCCGAGGCCAAAGCCCGGGGUCACUCCCUCCGCCAGCUGCUGGCUUACGAGAGCCAAGAGUUUGACGACAUGGUCCAGUGGGAUUUCACCGACAACUUCUUCAACCUGACGCUGAAGGAGCUGCACUUCCUCCGCUGGUUCGUGACGGACUGCCCACACGCCAGGUUCGUGCUGAAGGGCGACGACGACGUCUUUGUCAACACUUACAACAUCGUUGAGUUUCUUGCAGAGCUAGACUUCGAGCAGGACCUCUUUGUUGGAGACGUGAUCCACUACGCCCGUCCCAUCAGAAACACCAAAGUCAAGUAUUUUAUCCCGGAGUCGAUGUACAAAAAGCCCCACUACCCUCUCUAUGCUGGCGGGGGCGGGUUCGUCAUGUCCAGGAGGACGGUGCAGCGACUGCAGCGCGCUGCCGAGGACACGGAGCUCUUUCCAAUAGAUGACGUCUUUGUGGGAAUGUGUCUGGCAAAGAUGGCCGUGACCCCGGUGAAGCACCCGGGCUUUAAGACCUUUGGCAUCCAGAGACCUUUUAAUCCGUUUGAUCCUUGUUUGUUCAAAGAGCUGAUGAUCGUGCACAAACUCACCCCUACCGAGAUGUGGCUCAUGUGGGCGCUGGUAAAGGACGACAGUAUUAGGUGUGCUCUGUCGGUGACGCACAGUUACAGGGCCGGUUGAAAACGAGACUGCUGACGCUGAGCGGGAGUAAAAUGUUGACUGUGGUGGUAACAACGGGGUGCUUAAACUGAUUAAAACAAAGCUGUAGUGGAGGGUGCUCUUUUGUUUAACAGACGGUAGUUGGAUGGUAGGAUAGCAUUGUGCAACGCGCCUCUUGCAGAGUCAUGUCUAGCUGGGGCACGAGGCACAGCACAGCUGAAUGCAGCACGGGAAAGGGAGGGGUUAGCUCAGGGACUCUCAGCGCCUGCUGCCACCCAAGCGGGCAGCACCAAGUGAAAAGUCCCGGUUGCCUAGGGGCUGGUAGCGUGCGCGCAGGGUGGUGGCCUGGGCCAGGAAGUGGGGACUGAGGUUACAAUACAGCAGGGUGGAGAUGCUCCUGUUGCCGGGCCUGCGAAGGGACGCACUGUCUGGGGCUGCCAGUCUAGCAGACCUCACUAGCACUAUGUUCACUCUGGGGGUGGGAGGCACCACCAGCCCCCCAGAUAUCCUAUAACCCUAUCUUUGACUUAUUUGCACUGGAGUUUCUGCACAAGAACAGCUGACACUGGGGCUGGGAGGAGAAACCAAUCUUUGGGAAUCACUGUAAACCUUCUGGCUUUUUUUUUUUUUAUGGCAAUAAAUAAUACAGUUUUG